CACUGGAGGCUAUGAUCUUCCGGGCAACUUGAAAAAAGAGUUCAAAUCAUUUACUGUACUGGGAUGAUUAAUCGUUAAUGUUAAUUUCUGCAUUAACCUGAUGGUGAAAAGCCAAACCAUCCAUUUAUUUUUUGCCAUUUUGACACAUGAAAUUGUAAUUGAUGCCGAUUUGAUGCUUUCCAAGGUGCCAACUGAUGCACAUUAAUUUUCCUUUUGUCAACUGGCAUUAGAUUGUCUUAUACGUUAAGUGAUGGGUUAACUGAGUUUAGAUUCCUUUUGUGCUGCAUUUUCAUGGGAACAUGAAAUGAAUGUAUGAAACGGCUUCAUUUCCUUGUUAGUAAUCUAUUGAUUAUCUUUUUUAUAACAAUGAGGAAAAUAAAGACUUGUUAGUGGUGAUUUGAUACUGAACAGAGUGUGGGCAUAUAGGAUUUGACAACAUUAUUUGAAUUCUUUUUUAUUGAGAUGAAGUGCAAUAAGAUGACGAUGAUCUCAAAUAGUGAUGGUGCAACUGGGGAAGAUUUUAGAAUUCUCUUUAAGAUGGAUAUAAGUAUGACAUAUCCAAAUUCAGUCACUAUUGAAGAAGAUAGUGAUACCGGGAGCAGUAGUGAUAGCAUCAAGGAAACAGGCCAUACCAACCAGGAAUCUCAAUGCCCGGACACUAGUGCAAUUGGAAAAAAGAAGUUACCUCCAAAAGCUACUAUCGGUGUGCCUGGCAAGAAGAGGAGAUUAACUUCAGAAGUUUGGGAUUACUUCAACAUUAUUCCCAAAAAGGAUCCAAAUGAAGAGUUGAAGUGCCAAUGCAAGAAAUGUGGGAAUGAAUAUUCUGCUGAGAGUAAAAGUGGGACAGGUAAUUUGCAUCGACAUAUAAAGAAGUGUGUGAAAAUGACAACAAAGGACAUUGGGCAGUACCUAAUCACUUCUGACAAAGGUGCUCUAGGCACACGAAAUGCACAAUUCAGUCAAGAUAAGUUUAGAGAAUUACUUGUGCAUGCUAUAGUAAGACAUGAACUGCCAUUUUCAUUUGUGGAGUAUGAGGGAAUAAAAAAUGUCCUUACAUAUUUGGAACCCCAAAUUAAACAUAUCACUAGGAACACAGCCAAGUCGGACAUUAAAAAAUUGCAUGCAAGGGAAAUUAAUAGACUUGGUAGUGAAUUGCGUGGAUGUCCUAGUCGAAUAUGUUUAACUUCUGAUGCAUGGACAUCUAUUGUUACUGAUGGAUACUUAAGUUUGACUGCACAUUACAUUGAUAGCAAUUGGCUGCUACAGAAAAAAAUUCUGAAUUUUUCUUAUAUGCCUCCUCCUCAUAAUGGUGUUGCCUUAGCUGAAAAAAUUUACAGCUUGGCUAGUAGUUGGGGUAUUGAAAAGAAAUUAUUUUCCAUCACAUUAGACAAUGCUUCUGCAAAUGAUUCUUGUGUUGCAAUACUUAAGAAUCAGCUUAAGUUGAAAAAUUCUCUGGUUUGUGAUGGUGUGUUGUUUCAUGUGCGAUGUUGUGCACAUAUUCUCAACUUGAUUGUGCAAGAUGGUUUGAAAGAAAUUGAUAAAUCUGUGGAGUUAAUAAGAGAAUGUGUCAAAUAUGUCAAGGGUUCUCAAACAAGGAAGUUAAGGUUCACCGAAUGUGUAACACAAACUUCUCUUGAUUCCAAGAAGGCUUUAGUUCAAGAUGUUCCUACUAGGUGGAACUCCACAUAUAGGAUGCUGUCCAGUGCACUUUAUUAUCGCCUUGCAUUUUGUCACUUACAACUAAGUGAUUCAAAUUUUCGGUGCUGUCCAUCUCUUGAAGAAUGGGGAAGAGUUGAAAAAAUUUGUAGCUUUCUUCAAGUUUUCUAUGAGGCAACUAAUGCUUUUUCGGGGUCCAAGUAUCCAACUAGUAACUUGUACUUUCCUCAAGUUUUUAAAAUUCAAUUGAAGCUGUCCGAGGAAUGCAAGAGUUCGGAUGAUUUUAUGAAGAGGAUUGGUUCCCAAAUGUUUGUGAAGUUUAACAAAUAUUGGUCCGAGUUCAAUCUCUUGUUGGCAAUUGCUGUGGUAUUUGAUCCUCGGUAUAAAUUUCAAUUUAUUGAAUUUAGUUAUAAUAAGUUAUAUGGCCCGGGGUCUAAUGAAUUAGUCAAGAUCAGGAAUGCACUUUUUGAUGUCUAUAAUGAGUAUGUGAGGACUUUCAACAUAUCUGGUGCAUCAUCUUCAUGCUCUCGAGGCAGCAAUGAAGUCUAUUCUCAUGGAGCCAAGGACCAAGAAGACAACCAAUCAUUUGAUGUUUUAGAGGAAUUUGAUCAAUUUGACACUUUUGAAUUUGCCUCUAGUGCACAAAAAAGUCAAUUGGAAAUGUAUUUAGAUGAGCCAAGAGCUAAACGAUCCUCACAUAUUAAUGUUCUUGAUUAUUGGAAAGCUCAACAAUUUCGAUUUCCAGAUUUGAGUAAAUUAGCAAGGGACAUUCUAUGUGUUCCAGUAUCGACCGUUGCUUCUGAAUCUGCAUUUAGCCUUGGUGGUAGAAUUUUGGAUCAAUUUCGUAGUUCACUUUCACCCCAAAUUGUUGAGGCUUUAGUUUGCACUAAGGACUGGUUGUUUGGAGAUAAAAGUGAAGGAUCUCUAAAUAUGAAUUUGGAGGAUUUAACUCAAAAUAUCAUGUCUCUCAACAUCAACAAGGAUGAGGUUGAUGCAACAAUAAUUGAGGAUUCAAAUUCUAAUAUUAUUAAUCUCUAAUCCAUGAUACAUUGAUACUUGAUGCAUGCUGGAGUGGUUGCUAUGAAUGCUGCUUGGAGGACGCAAAUUAUGAAUGUUGUUGUUGCUGAUGAUGAAGGCAGACCGGCAGAACAUUGGUUGGCCUUGGAGCAUCACUUUUGUUGUGAUUUAAUAUCAUGUGAAUUGUAAUAUAUUGACUCUAAACUUGUAACUUUGGUUGGUAGACUUUUGUUUAGAUUGUUCUAGUUGAAUUUGUUUGACUUGUGUGAAAUUAGAGCUGUUAAAUUUGGAUAGAUGAUGUAUUAUAUUAUUUUUACUCUUAUGAUGUCUUAAUUUAGUUUGGAGUUGAUUCUA
This is a messenger RNA of Coffea arabica (coffee), 3027 nucleotides long. Its product is annotated as zinc finger BED domain-containing protein RICESLEEPER 2. Lineage: Eukaryota; Viridiplantae; Streptophyta; Magnoliopsida; Gentianales; Rubiaceae. The record is from RefSeq and is a predicted model, not a curated record. Gene Ontology annotation, molecular function: DNA binding; protein dimerization activity.